AUUUUACACGCUUCACCAAAACGAUUCUUACCAUUUUUGCUCUCCAGCCCAUAAUUAGUUGAAACCUCACCUUCUCAAACUCAUUUAUUUUCUUUCAUCAUUUCCCUAUCAAACUCAUUCAUUGCUCUGGUGUCAUGUGUCCAAGACCAAUAAUUGUUUUUGCAUCACCAUGAGAAAAGUCUGCAUGCAACAACCAUGGACGAACUGCCAGGCUCGUUGGGCACCAGUGCCAGCUUGGCUCUGCGUUUCGGCCAGACCAUAUUCUCCACCGCAUCUCUUCUGUUUAUGUGUUUGGACGUCGAGUUCUACAGCUACACAGCUUUCUGCUAUUUGGUAACAGUAAUGGGUUUGGUAGUUCCAUGGGGCAUGACUUUAGUGAUAGUGGAUGCCUACUCUGUUUUUGUUAGAUGCUUACCUCGUCAACCAAGAAUAAUUAUAAUCCUCAUUGUAGGAGACUUGGCUUUAUCUUAUCUCUCACUAGCUGCAGCCUGCUCAACAGCUAGUACCACAAUGCUCCUACAUGAUGCUGGUCGAUCCUUAUGCCCAGCAAAAUUAUGCACUAGAUAUCAGUUGUCUGCUGCAAUGGCUUUUCUUUCUUGGUUUCUCUCUAUGGGUUCUUGUCUAUUCAAUCUUUGGCUUCUUCCUUCUUUAUAAUGCUGGCUGUUGAGUCCUAUCCAGCAAAUGACUGCCAAAAGAUUUUUAAAAAGUCCUAUCAUACACUGAAAUUUUGGAAAAUACAAAUGGAGUUCUGUUAGAAAAUGAAAGCAAUGUACAUUCUCAGGGUUUCUCUAUUGAUUUUGUACUUUAUUGAACAGGAAAAGGGUGAAAAAUUCUCUCUUUUUUCCACUUGUAAAUAUACACACAUAAACCUGAAAUCCUACUUAUUACCCUCAUGUUGUAAUUAAGAAUGAGCAAACGGGGAUUCCCCCACCCCCGCCCCCGCGCCCCCGUUCCCCAUCUGGGGAUAUUUUCAAAUGGGGGAUUCCCCGCGGGGAACGGGUUCCCCACCCCCGCCCCCGCAUUUGCCAUUUUCUCUAUGUGAACUUUUUUGUUUUUCUAUUUUGAAAUUUUCUA
Messenger RNA from Rosa rugosa (rugosa rose), 1074 nucleotides. RefSeq names its product CASP-like protein ARALYDRAFT_485429. The record is from RefSeq and is a predicted model, not a curated record. Lineage: Eukaryota; Viridiplantae; Streptophyta; Magnoliopsida; Rosales; Rosaceae. Gene Ontology annotation, cellular component: membrane. The transcript has 3 exons. The coding region runs from base 196 to 654 and encodes 152 amino acids.